UCCAAAUUCAUCUCCCCAACAUCUCCCGAGAAUCAUAUACACAGACAGUGUCGCUAGCGCUCACCCAUAGAAAAACUCGAUAUAUGGAAUUUCGGAUCCAAAGUCUGAAAUUUUUACUCGGUGCUUCAGAGUGAAUUUCUGCAAAGGUCGGCCGACGACGCACAUCGGGGGACAUUUCCCGACUGGCAGGAGUUAAAAAGCCAAUGAAAAGCUCGAGCAGGACGGGUAGCGUUUGGCAAAGCGAGACACUAUGGUCGCCGCUCAGAUCUCCACCACCGACGUUCCUGACAGUUCGGGCUGGUCUGCGUCCUUGUACAACAAGAACGCAAGCUUCGUCUAUUCCGCUGCCUUUACAACUCCUAUUCUUAAACUCCUCGACGCUAAACCAGGAGAAAAAAUUGUUGAUUUUGGAUGUGGCAGCGGAGAGCUCACUCUCGAGCUCGAAAAGAUCGUUGGAGCAAAGUCGGGAUCUGGGGGUUUGGUUGUUGGUGUGGAUAAUAGCGAGAGCAUGAUAAGAACAGCGAAGGAGAACGGACUCAAUAGCUGCUUCGUUGCGGAUAUUCAACAGAGUUUGGAAUUCCCAAAAGUCAUGGCGGUUCCAAGGAACAAUUACGAUGCCGUAUUCACGAACGCCGCAUUGCAUUGGUGCAAAAAGGAUCCGGUAGGGGUUAUACGGAGCGUAAAGACUCUCUUGAAGCCAGGGGGAAGAUUUGUCGGAGAAUUAGGAGGUUUCAUGAACUGCGUCGGAGUAAGGUCUGCCCUCCAUGUUGUUCUAAAACGACGAGGGCACGACUCGACAACUGUGGACCCUUGGUUCUUUCCCUCUCCAGAACAUUACUCAAAGCUUUUAAUCGAACAAGGCUUUUAAGUCGAACACAUUUCCCUGACUCCAAGGCUGACCCCGCUGCCUGCAGGAAUGAAGGGCUGGUUGGAUGUAUUUGCUCGAAGCUCGUGGCUUCAGGGAGUCGCGGAAAGCGAGGCGAACGAUAUCAUCAAUGAAGUCGAAGACAUGUGUAGAGUUGACUGUCAGGAUGGAGAGGGAAAUUGGUCUAUGAUGUAUGUCCGGUUGAGGUUUGUGGCCGUUAUGAACUUGCCCGAGUAGUUGAAGAAUGGCAAUGAUCUGUUCUAUCGCUCAUUGCAGUUGUAUUCAAUUGAACUUAUUUCCUUUGUCUUGCCAGCGCGCUGCCGUGACGGGGCCUGCCCUAAAGUAUCACGCCGACGGUUAUCCGAAUCGGAAUUUUCACACAAACCACACAAGUCUCGACGCUAUGCCCAAC
Marasmius oreades (fairy-ring Marasmius) is the source of this 1277-nucleotide messenger RNA. RefSeq lists its product as uncharacterized. The transcript has 5 exons. The record is from RefSeq and is a predicted model, not a curated record. Lineage: Eukaryota; Fungi; Basidiomycota; Agaricomycetes; Agaricales; Marasmiaceae. The coding region runs from base 251 to 868 and encodes 205 amino acids.